This is a messenger RNA of Cylindrotheca closterium, 1521 nucleotides long. NCBI's taxonomy places the organism in Eukaryota, Bacillariophyta, Bacillariophyceae, Bacillariales, Bacillariaceae. The record is from the annotation of a GenBank genome assembly.
AUGGAAACGCGCAUUUUCUUUACUCUAAUCUGUUUGCAGCUGGGCAUCGCCACAGCAUCUCCCAAUGGAAGAAUCUACAAGGCAGCUCGUGGACACGUCCACCGUCGUCGCGAGCUCCAAGAACUAAAUGAUCCUUGUGCCGCCGAAGAGCUUAGCAACGAUCAAGACAUUUCCAACGACGAACGUGCUCGCUCAAACGUCUUUCGCCGUGGCAGCGGUCGCCGCCGCCUCAAAGUGGCAGGUAAGGCACUCAUUGCAGGCAAGGCAAACAUUGGCAAAGCGGUGGCCAAGGCAGACACUGGCAAGGCGGUGUCGUCAUCGUCGUCGUCAUCAAGCAAGUCAAAGGUUCCAUCCGAUGCUCCAUCCAUGGUUCCAUCAACUGCCGCCCCAUCAGUCUCCAAUGGUGACGUAGGAUCAAAUGACUUUGGUAUUGAUAGCAGACCCACUUUGUCGCCUACUGGCGUGCUCCGGACUCCUGUUUCGACUUGCAUUCCUACGAAGCUCCCUGUGGCACCCACUCCUUGGCCCACCAACAAGCCGUAUAUCACUGAUUCGGAUACUGCCGUGUCGACUUGCAUGGGGGAUCCAGAUGAAGAUGGCAUUUUCGAGGACGAACUCUUGCAUUUCAAGUACAAUCUUUACGUGGCAACAGGAACCGAUCAAACCAGUUCCAUGAUUUUGGCAGAAAUGUUGAUUCACUACGGGUUGGCCGACGAGUUUCUCACUUGUGACUUUGAAGAUGAUUUCUCUCCCGAUAUUUUCGCCAUUGAUUCGAGUCGCAAUGCCACCGUGUUGACUGAAGAGUGUGAUAAAACGGAUGAUCCAAUUCCUCCCGUUGAGACAGAUUGCGUGGUGAUCCUUUCCGAUGUCAAUUUGACAGCCUUUUAUCCAUUUUCAUCGUUUCCCUAUUCCCUUCCGAACCCUGCCAUUAAGAAUGCCACUGGAUUCUACUUGAACUCGUCGAUGGCUCGUGGCGACUUUGUUUGGGGCGACGUCAUUCAAACUGUAUUCAAGGGUUUUGUCGAGGAUGACAACUCAACCGGUGUGGCUGGCAUCGUCGUUGGACGUGGAGCUGCAGCUGGUGGUGGUGGUUCAAGUGGUGUACUCGUGGGAUCUGCUUUGUCUGGGAUUGCAGCGCUCUGUCUAUUGCUCUUUUUGUUGUUUGCCGUGCAACGUCACAGACGCCGAAGUGAUCCCUACAAGGGGCCUGGAGAGAGUUUGGGUGGUACCUUUUCCAAUGGCAGCGAUCCUGGAUUGGAGUCCUUGUCGGAUGGAAGAGUGCAGCUCGUGUUGAACGAAGAGUUUGACUUUGGAGAAGAAGAUCCUCAUUUGGGCUUUCAUGAACAGCCCGAUGUGCACCACUGCAACUCGGCAAUGUGUCCUAUUUGUCGCCAAAAGAAUGGCCCUACCUUUCUUAAGACUCAGACUCAACCUGAUGACGAGGCCCGAUGGCCACAACCUUCGACCAACACAAGAUUACCAGCACGAUCCUAUGAUUCCGUGGACACUGUCGACAUGUAG